Molecule: messenger RNA, 855 nt
Organism: Lepisosteus oculatus (spotted gar)
Lineage: Eukaryota; Metazoa; Chordata; Actinopteri; Semionotiformes; Lepisosteidae
Source: RefSeq, a predicted model, not a curated record
AAGCCCAAGGAAUCGCAUAUCUUGAUGGCGUCUGUGGGGCUGCAGAUUUUGGGAGUUUCGCUGGCGGUGAUCGGGUGGCUUGGAGACAUCAUCAUCUGCGCUCUCCCCAUGUGGAAGGUGACGGCUUUCAUCGGCAACAACAUCGUGACGGCCCAGAUCAUCUGGGAAGGGCUGUGGAUGAGCUGUGUGGUGCAGAGCACCGGGCAGAUGCAGUGCAAGGUCUACGACUCCAUGCUGGCUCUCCCCCAGGAUCUGCAGGCAGCCCGAGCCCUGGUCGUCAUCUCCGUGCUGGUGGCGAUCUUCGGCAUCCUGCUGUCGGUGGUCGGGGGCAAGUGCACCAACUGCGUGGAGGAGGAAUCGACCAAAGCCAAGAUCUGCAUCGCAUCCGGGCUGUUCUUCAUCGUUUCGGGGAUUCUCUGCUUGAUCCCUGUCUGCUGGUCCGCCAACACUAUCAUCAGAGACUUCUACAACCCUCUGAUCACCAAUGCCCAGAGGAGGGAGCUUGGCGCUUCCCUCUACAUUGGCUGGGGAGCCGGGGGGCUCCUCAUCCUCGGAGGAGGACUGCUGUGCUCUCAGUGUCCCAAAGGCGACCGCCCGUACACCGCUGCCUAUUCUGCUACAAGGUCUACCGCUGUGGGAAGGGAAUAUGUCUGAAGCAGCUUUAAUAGACGUUUAUAUAUAUUUUUUACUUGAGCCUCAUUGUCUUUUGUUCGAACUUUCCGCCUUCAACUACCGAAUUGUAUUUACAGCUGUAGCUGAGAUUGUUACUAAAGUCUCUAUGUAAGUAAAAGAAACAUGUUGUAAUAAAGCGUUAGUUAGGGUUUUGUAAUAAAGUCUAUUACUUUUCGAUGUCCA